AUGCAUUUGUGCUAUCGCAAAACCUUUUCUCAGGAGAUGAGUUCAUCUACUGGUUUAGUGAGUGACACCACUUCUAGUCAAACGGCCGCUCCUCCUGUUCCCGCUUGGAUCAUGAGAGCCAGCUCAUUGAUUGGCCUCGCCACGACUACAUCAUCUGUUGCGACUCUCACGACCACAACCAACUCUGCUACUGGCAGCGCUUCCACCACUUUUGGCUCAGCUCUUCCCUCGACAGUCGUUUCUGGUGCUCCUGGAGCGACUACAAUGGUUCUUCCUGCCACAGCUGCCACUUUAUCGUCUCUCGUAGCAUCAGGUUCAAGCCCAUUGUCUAGCAAUGUUAUCACGAGUGCUUCGGCCACUCCUGUUUGCACUUUACCUACACAGCCGCCCAGACAAACGGCAGAGAUUCGCCCAAUUGCCAAUAAUGUGGCUACUGUAACGCCUCAACCAGCUACUCCGGUCUUGGACCAAGGAUACUCAAUAUUCCAGGCGAUGUCGUCGCAACAGCUCUCACUGACGAAUUCUCGUGUCCAUCCGCCUACUACAUCGAUGGCUGGUCUUUUCUCGUUCCUGCCUUCAUCCCCAUCUACCUCUGUCACUUGUCCUCUCUCCUUGCAAACUCAUACUGCUACUCUUAUGCCUGUUCGACGCUCUUCUGCCUCGAGUCCAGUGCAUCACUCGAGUUUGCUAUUGCCGCCUCAACAACAGCCACUUGCCAUACUCAGUGUUGUCUCUGCGGCAUCUUCAUCAUCCUCAUCGACUUCUCCAGUCUCUUUGCCCUUAAUCUCAGCAACUUCUUGCUCCACCUCCCAAGUUACCUCUUCGCUUGGGUCCCAUAUUCUUGCCUCUCCUUCCUCUUCAACCACAACAUCAGGCUCUCCUGUUGGCAUUACCACUGCCGCUGUGGUGACUGGGAAGAGACGUCAUGAGGAAAUUCAACUCGACGAACCUUCACACUCUGCCUCUUCACUUCCGACAAGUACAACUGUACAUGGUUUGGCUAAUUCAGCCUCAUCUUGCCAUUUACAAGUCGAGAUGACUUCCGUAUCCAAUACUAUGGGCUCCGUUUCACCGCCCAUUGCUACCUUAGUUACCAGUGCUUCUACAGCAAGCGGACAUCCCAGCUUACCUAAGCGCCUUCGCCAGGCAGGCUUAGCCUGUCAGGCGCCUGCACUCAGCUUUGUAUCGCCACUCGUCGUAGAAGAAGUUGGAGGACCCCUUAGUACGGAAUAUUUUCUUUUUGAUUUUGAUUUUGCUUUCCGCACACAAACUGGAUAA
This is a messenger RNA of Protopolystoma xenopodis, 1278 nucleotides long. The record is from the annotation of a GenBank genome assembly. Lineage: Eukaryota; Metazoa; Platyhelminthes; Monogenea; Polystomatidea; Polystomatidae.